AUGGCACCCCUCGCUAGUCGAGUGUUACCAUCCUCCGGCCGCCGAUUUCUCAAACCUUUGCUAUACUCCGCUGGUGCUCUGGCUGGACUCGGUGGGGUGGUCAUUUAUGUCUCAUAUCGUCCCAUCAACGUCCCUGGGUCACAGGGUGCCAUUGUCCCCGUUCCUCGAGCCGCAGACGGAUCAUUUCUCAUUCCAGAAUUCCCCGUAAUAAGAUCACGCGCCGAACAGAUAGCAGAGCUUGCCAGGAGUGGUGCAUCUCAGAAUAAAACACCAACGGAAACAUCUGUCAGGCAGAAACUUCAGAAUGGUUUUGCAAGAUUAAAAGGUGGAUGGAGCGUGGCAGACAUAUCUGCAGAGACAGACGACUCUUCAGAUGAUCAAUAUGACCUCCUUGUCAUUGGAGGGGGUGCAACAGGCUCUGGUAUCGCUCUUGACGCUGCCACUCGCGGUUUGAAAGUCGCCUUGGUCGAGCGCGAUGACUUUGCUGCUGGAACAAGUAGUAAAAGCACAAAACUUGUCCAUGGUGGAGUUCGCUACCUCGAGAAAGCCGUUUGGGAACUCGACUACAACCAAUACUCGCUGGUUCGAGAAGCCCUAAGAGAAAGAAAAUACUUCCUUGACACAGCACCUCACUUAUCCUCCUGGUUACCCAUCAUGAUCCCUAUCCAGAAAUGGUGGCAGGCUCCUUAUUUCUGGGCUGGGACCAAAUUCUAUGAUUUCCUGGCUGGCAGCGAGGGCAUCGAGACGAGUUACUUCCUAACGAAAAGCAAAGCAUUAGAUGCUUUUCCUAUGCUGAGGAAGGAUAAUCUCGUUGGAGCGUUGGUAUACUACGACGGUGCUCAUAAUGACAGUCGCAUGAAUAUCUCCAUCGCCACCACCGCAGCACUUUAUGGCGCCACCGUUGUCAACCAUCUCGAGGUGACGAGCUUGACCAAAGAUCGUGAGGGAAAGCUCAAUGGAGCCGUUGUCAAGGAUGUCAUCGCGGAGAAAAAUGGGUCUCCCGCACCUCCCAUCAAGAUCAGGGCUAGAGGCAUCAUCAAUGCCACCGGUCCAUUCUGUGAUUCCAUCCGGAAAAUGGACGAUCACACCGUCCAGGAGAUUGUCGCCCCAAGUUCUGGCGUCCACAUCGUCCUUCCAGGCUAUUACAGCCCCCAGAAGAAUUCCAUGGGUCUGAUCGACCCUGCCACAUCAGAUGGAAGAGUCAUUUUCUUCCUACCAUGGCAAGGAAAUACUAUUGCUGGGACAACUGAUGCGCCAUGCGACAUUAGUCGCGAACCUGUUGCGGGAGAGGAUGAAAUUGACUGGAUCUUGAAUGAGAUCAAACAUUAUCUGUCUCCAGACAUCAAUGUUAGACGCAAGGAUGUCCUGGCCGCUUGGUCCGGCAUUCGCCCUCUAGUCAAGGAUCCCAAGGCGAAAAAUACCGAGUCGCUGGUGCGCAAUCAUCUUGUCACUGUAUCAGACUCUGGUCUACUCACCUGUGCUGGUGGUAAAUGGACGACAUAUCGCCAGAUGGCCGAAGAUGCCGUCGAUGAAGCCAUCACCCAAUUCAAACUCCAAACUCAACCCAUCACUUCUCCCACACGAGUCAGUGGGACAGAAGCAAUUGACGAUGCUGCUCCUCUGGGCGGUACGUGUCAGACCCACCAAGUUCGACUGGCAGGGGCUCAUGGCUAUUCCAAAACUCUGUUCAUCAACCUAAUACAGCAUUUCGGCAUCGAAACCGAAGUUGCCAAACAUUUAUCAGAAGCAUAUGGCGAUCGAGCAUGGACCGUUGCCGCUUUAUCGAGUCCUACCAACGUACGAUUUCCCCUUCGAGGCAAAAGAAUUUCUCAAUUAUACCCCUUCAUCGAUGGUGAGGUUCGGUAUGCUGUGCGACAUGAGUUUGCUCAGCGGGCAGUCGAUGUACUCGCUCGACGGACAAGGUUAGCAUUCCUCAAUGCACAAGCUGCUUUGGAAGCUUUACCGGCCGUGAUUGACCUCAUGGCCGAGGAACUGAAAUGGGAUAUGAAAAGGAAGAAUCUGGAAUGGACUGAAAGUGUGGCAUUCCUCGAGUCGAUGGGUCUGCCCAAGUCACAGCUUGGCCUGUCAAGAAAGGAUGUCGAAAACCGAUAUACCCGCACUGGUUCGGCCUCGUCAUGA
Messenger RNA from Exophiala mesophila, 2139 nucleotides. RefSeq lists its product as uncharacterized. Gene Ontology annotation, biological process: glycerol-3-phosphate metabolic process. The record is from RefSeq and is a predicted model, not a curated record. Gene Ontology annotation, cellular component: glycerol-3-phosphate dehydrogenase (FAD) complex; mitochondrion. Lineage: Eukaryota; Fungi; Ascomycota; Eurotiomycetes; Chaetothyriales; Herpotrichiellaceae. Bases 1 to 2139 code for a protein of 712 amino acids. Gene Ontology annotation, molecular function: glycerol-3-phosphate dehydrogenase (quinone) activity. The transcript has a single exon.